Messenger RNA from Fonsecaea erecta, 2376 nucleotides. RefSeq lists its product as hypothetical. The coding region runs from base 1 to 2376 and encodes 791 amino acids. The transcript is spliced from 4 exons. The record is from RefSeq and is a predicted model, not a curated record. NCBI's taxonomy places the organism in Eukaryota, Fungi, Ascomycota, Eurotiomycetes, Chaetothyriales, Herpotrichiellaceae.
AUGGAUCGGUUCACACGCACCAAAGAGUACUACCUGCAAGGUAGACAUCGAUGUCGGCAACCAGAAACACCUCCGACCUCUCAAUCUGCGGACUUCGUCUUCGAUUUCGAUUUCAAAGAUUCGAAACUUGACCUCAGCUUUGAUGUCGGAAAUUCUGUCGACCAAAGUGACCGGACGGUGAGGCAUCAGAUCGACCCUAGCGAGAGCAUAGGUGUUGCACUUUCAGAUGGGCCUUACCAGCAGCACGGAGGACUCAACUGUUCACCCGCAAUAGAGGACCGGCGCCACUGUCAAAAACACCGGAACGAACCAAUCUCGUCUAUUCCAGACAUCCCGACUGAAACGCAUAUCAAAUUCUCCUCUCGAUGCGAACAACCCUCAACGAAUCUCCCACUUUGCUCCAUCUACUCAAAAGCAUGGAGAGAGCGCGUGAGACGAACAAUAACGCCGCCACAGCAAACCUUGGACCACGUCUCUGCAGAUCGUGCAGCUCCCUUCUCGGAGGAAACUUCCAGCGAACUGAUUGAGUCGGAAAGCACAGGCCCAAAGAGUGGGAACGAAGCUGACCAGGAGUCGCCGCCACCACCAUCACCACCACCACCACCAUCAUCACCACCAGAGUCGUGCCCCGAGGACGUGCAUGAGGCAAACGAACGGCGGAACCUGCUAGCCGGUAUUCCUUACGAACAUAACACCAAGGAGAAUGGAAAAAGAUUUUCCAAAAUUGGAGAGUGGCUGCUGCGGCCAAAAAGGCGCUGGGACGCGAGAGUCGCUCUUUGUAGCCCCAGCACGAGCGUGGAAACGAUGUCCUCAAGGACACCAACUCCCUCUCCCAGCUCUUCUCAAGAUACAUCAAAUCAGCACCAUCUCCGACAGAAUCUGUGCGUGGUGGAGGCAACUCCCACUCUGUCACUGCAGACCCCCGACGGAACAACGAUCACGGUGCGCACAAUCAUCGCAGACGUGGCUCCCACCGCCAUCGCUCUUCAAGUGUUUUCACUGCUCACAAUGGUGUCGUCGUAUCUCCCGAGAAUGAGGAUCGUCGUGGUGACAUCCGCCAUUCGUCCGCAUCUCGCCCAGUGCGUCACCAGCCUGGUCGACCUGGAACGUCCAGAGACCGAUCUCAAUGGCCCUAUCCUCGGUCGCCUCCACAUCGGGGCCCGAGAUCUCGAAGCCCAGGCCGACGGACACAGCGCGAUGAAGAUGACAGAAGAGGGCAAAGACUCAAGCAAGGAACACGCGGGCCGAGUAAUCGAAGACCUGAGCAUCGCACAAAGGAAGCAGGAGAGCAAAGAGUUCAUGGAAGCCGCAACCCCUCGGGGACUGGGUGAAGGGCGCCAGAAUCCUAUCACGUCUCUUCCUCAGCAGCCGAGCCCUACAAGCCAUUCGACUCAGCAGAGCCACCCUAGCUCCCAUCAGAGUACCGCUUCGAGACCACCAGUGGAGAGUGAAAAACAACCCGAGCAAGGAGACGGCCCACGCCAGGGAGCUUCGCAAGCAGAGCCGUCCCAACCACAACUCGAUCCCAACUUUCCGUAUGGCUCAUCGAUCCGCGUCUUGUUAGGCGAUGGCCGCGUGGUCAGUAUGUCACAGUACAAGACUCUGCAGGAAAAGAGAGCGGGCAAGAAGAAGGCUGCAGCUCCCAGAGGAGAGAGCACGGGAAUCAAGUCCAUGUUCGCAGCACUAUCCUCAAAAAAGAAAACCCAGAAAUCUCCUGCGUCUCUCCAGCGGGCGGUGCUAUCGACGAAAGCGAGUCCGCGGCGAGAAACCUCGACACUCCAGCAACAAGGACCGGGAGACAAAGCUCAAUCCGAGAAGCCAGCGUGGGCACGUUCAAGUGCAGAGGAACCGUUGCACGCAGCUGACCCCGAAUCACAGUCUAGCAGUCCAUUCGGAGCAACUGCUAACGGAAAGCAAGUCGCAAAAAGUCCCAACGUCCAGGCGGGUGAGCACUCGGCAGCUAACACUAUUCCCGGUCCCUCGACUCGGCAGCGGCCAAGUCCAGUUUCAGACCUCUCGACGAGCCGGCAGCAGGGCUCGCCUACGGCAACCGCAUCAAGCCCACAGUCCCUGAGCAGCACCAGUACCAGUGUCAUCCCCGCGGGAAGAACCUCAGACGUCCCCGGUCCGGCAGCAAGCCAGCAGUCAACAACAGCAACCACAGUCCCGGCAGUCUCAUCCGUCGACCCUCCACCACCAUCACUACUUCCACCAUCAUCGGACAAUCAGCGGUCCACAGCCCGUUCGACUCCAGACACAACGACCGCGCAGGAAACGGAGGCGAGGAAAGACGGUGCGAGUUACCCCCUUGCCCAGGUUGAGACACAGGAGGAGGAGGAAGAGCCGACGUGGAGCUUUGCGAACCUCAAGCUUUAG